GCCGAGGCCGUGAUAUCCCUCCGCCGCUCGGUGUGCGCGCGCGCACCGCUCCACCCGCGCGGCCUUUUUUCUCCCUCCGCCGCUUCCACCGGCAGCUCCUGAUCCCCCCCUUCCCCAACCCACCCCAUCGCUUCCCCUUCCUCCCUUCCCUCCUCCUCCUCCUCUGGCCGCCAUGGAGCUCAUCACGAUCUUAGAGAAGACGGUGUCGCCGGACCGCUCGGAGCUGGAAGCGGCUCAGAAGUUCUUGGAGCAGGCGGCGAUCGAGAACCUGCCAACCUUCCUGGUGGAACUGUCCAGAGUGCUGGCCAACCCCGGGAACAGCCAGGUAGCGCGAGUGGCAGCCGGCCUGCAGAUCAAGAACUCUCUCACCUCUAAAGACCCCGACAUCAAGGCUCAAUACCAGCAGCGAUGGCUCGCCAUCGACGCCAACGCCCGCAGGGAGGUCAAGAACUACGUCCUGCAGACAUUGGGCACAGAGACGUAUCGGCCCAGCUCUGCCUCUCAGUGCGUGGCCGGCAUCGCCUGCGCCGAGAUCCCAAUGAACCAAUGGCCUGAGCUCAUCCCCCAGCUGGUGGCCAACGUCACCAACCAGCACAGCACUGAGCACAUGAAGGAGUCCACGCUGGAGGCCAUCGGGUACAUCUGCCAGGAUAUUGACCCAGAGCAACUUCAAGACAAAUCCAACGAGAUCCUGACAGCCAUCAUCCAGGGAAUGAGAAAGGAAGAGCCCAGCAACAAUGUGAAGCUUGCAGCUACGAACGCACUCCUGAACUCUUUGGAAUUCACCAAAGCAAACUUCGACAAAGAGUCUGAAAGGCACUUUAUUAUGCAAGUAGUCUGUGAAGCAACGCAGUGUCCAGAUACGAGGGUACGAGUGGCUGCAUUACAGAACCUGGUGAAGAUCAUGUCCCUUUAUUAUCAGUAUAUGGAGACGUAUAUGGGUCCUGCACUUUUUGCUAUAACUAUUGAAGCGAUGAAAAGUGACAUAGAUGAGGUGGCUCUACAGGGAAUCGAGUUCUGGUCAAACGUGUGUGAUGAGGAGAUGGAUCUGGCUAUAGAGGCAUCAGAGGCAGCAGAACAGGGGAAACCUCCGGAGCACACGAGCAAAUUUUAUGCUAAGGGAGCAUUGCAGUAUUUGGUCCCAAUUCUAACACAGACGUUAACAAAACAGGAUGAAAACGAUGACGAUGACGACUGGAACCCCUGUAAAGCAGCAGGUGUCUGCCUCAUGCUGCUGGCAACCUGCUGUGAAGAUGACAUUGUUCCUCAUGUGCUGCCCUUCAUUAAAGAACACAUCAAAAACCCAGACUGGCGAUACAGAGAUGCAGCUGUGAUGGCUUUUGGGUGCAUUUUGGAAGGACCAGAGCCUAACCAGCUCAAACCACUAGUUAUACAGGCAAUGCCGACUUUAAUAGAGCUGAUGAAGGAUCCCAGUGUUGUGGUUCGAGACACAGCAGCCUGGACCGUGGGCAGGAUCUGUGAGAUGCUCCCUGAGGCAGCCAUCAAUGACAUUUACCUCGCCCCACUGCUGCAGUGUCUGAUUGAGGGCCUGAGCGCUGAGCCCCGGGUGGCCUCCAACGUGUGCUGGGCCUUCACUAGUCUUGCUGAAGCUGCCUAUGAAGCUGCAGAUGUAGCUGAUGAUCAGGAAGAACCAGCAACCUACUGCUUAUCCUCUUCAUUUGAGCUAAUAGUUCAGAAACUUCUGGAGACCACAGAUAGGCCUGAUGGACACCAGAAUAACUUGAGGAGCUCUGCAUACGAAGCUCUGAUGGAAAUAGUGAAGAACAGUGCCAAGGACUGUUACCCUGCUGUCCAAAAGACAACGUUGGUCAUCAUGGAGCGGCUUCAACAAGUGCUGCAGAUGGAGUCUCACAUCCAAAGCACUUCAGACAGAAUCCAGUUCAAUGAUCUUCAGUCUCUUCUCUGCGCUACUCUCCAGAACGUCCUGCGGAAGGUGCAGCACCAGGAUGCCCUGCAGAUCUCAGACGUGGUGAUGGCAUCUCUGCUGAGGAUGUUCCAGAGCACGGCGGGUUCAGGGGGUGUGCAGGAGGACGCCUUGAUGGCAGUCAGCACCCUGGUGGAAGUCUUAGGUGGAGAGUUCCUGAAGUACAUGGAUGCCUUCAAACCGUUCCUUGGCAUUGGACUGAAGAACUAUGCUGAAUACCAGGUCUGUCUGGCUGCAGUGGGCCUGGUUGGUGACUUAUGCAGAGCCCUGCAAUCCAACAUCUUGCCUUUCUGUGACGAGGUUAUGCAGCUGCUCUUGGAGAACUUGGGGAAUGAAAAUGUUCAUAGGUCUGUGAAGCCACAGAUUCUCUCUGUGUUUGGAGAUAUCGCCCUUGCUAUUGGAGGGGAAUUCAAGAAGUACCUGGAUGUUGUACUGAAUACCCUCCAGCAGGCUUCCCAAGCACAGGUUGAUAAGUCGGACUAUGACAUGGUGGAUUACCUGAAUGAGCUGAGGGAGGGUUGCCUGGAAGCUUACACAGGAAUCAUUCAGGGAUUGAAGGGAGACCAAGAAAACGUGCACCCGGACGUGAUGCUGGUGCAGCCCAGAGUAGAAUUUAUUCUGUCUUACAUUGACCACAUUGCUGGAGAUGAGGAUCAUACGGACGUAGUAGUGGCGUGUUCUGCUGGACUGAUAGGGGAUUUGUGUACAGCGUUUGGCAAAGACGUACUGAAAUUAGUAGAAGCUAGACCCAUGAUACAUGAACUGCUAACUGAAGGAAGAAGAUCCAAGACGAACAAAACGAAAACCCUUGCUACCUGGGCGACUAAAGAGCUGAGAAAACUGAAGAAUCAAGCUUGAUCUGUUACCAUUGGGAUGACACCUGAGACCCCCCGCUGGAAAUCUCCAAUCUUUUGAGAAAAAACAAAAAGAAAAAGGAAAAAAACAAACAAACAAACAAAAAAAACCCAACAAAACAAAACCAACAACCCGGAAGUAAGGAGUGUGCACGGAUGCUGAAUGUUUGGGAAUGAGAGGAUGAUGAGUGAGUGAGGCUUGAAACCACACCACAUCGAAAACCCCACCACGGCAACAACAGCAGCAGCGCUGUUAGCGAGCUGAGCACUGACUUGAGCGUCGAAAGCCUUUUUUUGGCCUCCUUGUGGUCGUCUUCUUGGAGUAGUGAGAGCACCGGGCUCUGCUUGGCAAUGGGCAGCCCCUUCCGACAGCGUGGGGUCGGCAUCCCUGGGCUGCUCAGCAGAGAGGGAGAGAUGGGAGCCGACCUCCAUCCGCCCGCGGUAACUUGGGCCCACGCGAUGCUGUCGGUGCACGGGAUGUGAGAGGAGAGAGAGAGAGAGAAAGGGGUGAAGGAUUUCUUUUGGGUCUAAAGAGUGAGUGUGUGUGAAUGAGGCGGUUUCUCCACAUUCGAGUCCAUUGCAGUUGGAUCUUUUUUUUUUCUUUUCCCACGAGCAAACAUGGGGUUCGCUGUUGCAUUUCAUAAACUAACCGAAGUUUUUGUUUUUCUUUCAGUCUACUGAUGCAGCG
Molecule: messenger RNA, 3487 nt
Organism: Coturnix japonica (Japanese quail)
Lineage: Eukaryota; Metazoa; Chordata; Aves; Galliformes; Phasianidae
Gene: KPNB1
Product: karyopherin subunit beta 1
Biological process (GO): protein import into nucleus
Molecular function (GO): small GTPase binding
Source: RefSeq, a predicted model, not a curated record